This is a messenger RNA of Euleptes europaea (tarantolino), 4827 nucleotides long. RefSeq names its product chromosome 9 C4orf54 homolog (gene C9H4orf54). The transcript is spliced from 2 exons. The coding region runs from base 1 to 4827 and encodes 1608 amino acids. The record is from RefSeq and is a predicted model, not a curated record. NCBI's taxonomy places the organism in Eukaryota, Metazoa, Chordata, Lepidosauria, Squamata, Sphaerodactylidae.
AUGGAAGUGCUUACAAAGUCGCCUGCUGAGCAGAUCAUUAUUCAAAAAGGGAAAGCUGGAAAGAGCAACGGCCGAAUGAUGAAGCACCAUUCUCAAGAGCCAUCAACAUCCUCCUCCAAGGAAUCGAAAUACGUGGAGAUUUAUGAUUUCCCUGGAGAGAGAGAAGAGAGUCCCCAGACUCUAGAACUGACUUUGGCAGGGAAUGGAAGUAAAGUGGCCUUUAUCAGACCUAAAAAUGGAUCUUGUGGGAUCAGUGAGGUUAACAGAUUGGCUAACAAUAUGCUGGCAGACAAAUCUGCAAAUCAAGCAUCCCAGGACUAUAAAUCUAAAAUGCGAGGCACUCCUUCCCCCAUGGGAACGAAGGCUGAUCAGGUGGGGGGAAGCAUCACUGGCACCAGCCCAGGAGGGUCUAAUGAGAACACUUUGUCCCCUAGUAUUUCCAACAUUCAGCUUUACACAAACGGCUGUCCAGAAUCAUCCUCAUCCUCUUGUCCUUCACCAGUACAAACCACAGGCAGCUUUCCAAAAAUGGAUGACAUGGGAACAGAGGGGAAAACCUCCUCUUCUUCAUUUGGAUAUGAAAGCGAUGAGGAUGACGAUGUGGACUGUAAAGAAAUCUGCCUGGGUAACAAGAGAGGUGGGUGCAGGCAUGCUUCACAACUGCUGCAGUCGCAACACAGCUACACCAGUGAAACCAACAGUAACAAUAACGAUGAAGCACAUUAUAUUACAACCCAUGAAAUCCAGCUUAGCGAAGUAGACCAUGACAUGGACUUUGAUUAUGGAUUAGCUUCUCGAUGGGACUUUGAGGACAACAAUGUGAUUUAUUCCUUUGUGGAUUAUGCUUCCUUUGGGAGUGAAGAGACCCUUGCAGACACACAGACUGAAGAGGACAAUAGCUGUUAUCUUAGCACGACUACCAGUGAUCCCAAUAAUCAGACAGACAGUAUUGAUAAUACCAGCAGUACAGAGAUAGUCAGCAUUAAUUCUGAAAAUGAUACCCCUAGCACAGACAAAUGCGCCAGCUCGGAAGAAAGUCAGUCCAAGAACCUCAGCAACAUGAGUGAGAAUUCUGCAGGCCAGAUACUCCUAUCAAUCAAACCAACUUCCAGGGCUAUAAAUGAGCCUAGCAACCAGCACGAAAAGCAAAACAUUAUUUAUGCUGCCAAGCAUGAAGGCGACAUGAGCCUCUGUGUCUCCACAGCUCAUGAACGAAAUGCAAGUUUAAAACAAGAUGUGUUUCAUGACUAUGCAAAAAAAUUCAUUGCAGUACCUGCACGCUUACAAACAAAGUGUGGAGCCAUAAGAGCAAGGGAACUGGGAGGAUAUUCAAGCGGUGCUUCCAGUGUGGUGAGUGAACUGGAUGAUGCAGACAAAGAAGUAAGAAGCCUGACAGCAAGGGCGUUCCGGAGCUUAGCUUAUCCCUACUUUGAUACCCUGAACCUGAGCUCCAGUGAAUCCUCCACAUCACUUUCAGAUCAUACCCUGGGAAUCAACCGGUGGUCAACUUACUUGGACUUAAAGUGUGGGAGCCUCGGGCAGAAAGCAGAACAAAAUCUUUUCAAAAGCAGCACCGCAUCUGCUGGAUGGAACAAAAGCACUGGGGCAAAGGCAUCCAGCGACCAGUUCUACAUUCACUCCAAUAAGUCGCAGACUAAAGCGUUAGAGUUUGUUGUCAGCAAGCUUGAUGGGGAAAUAACGCACGUUGAAACACCGCCUUGCUUCGAGAAACGGAUCCAGUCAGGCUCCCGGGUUGUUACUUUGUUGGAGACUUUGAAUUUCAGCAGCAAUAUUAACGCGGGUGUCCCCAGACCUGCUAAACCUUUGGAAAAUGCUGCUGCUGGAUCAGGUUGCACAGAUGAGAUUACAGAAACACUGCCAAGGGAGCCGGGCAAUGAAGCUAGCAAACAAACUGGGCUGGCUGCAGAAACCAUGGAGGGCACACAGAAGAAGUCAAAAUUUGCCUCUAGCCUCCUCAAAAAUGUUAUCUCCAAGAAAAUGCAACUGGAGCAUGAGUUCAAAAUGGAAAGGGGAGAGAUCACAGACAACACAUAUUCUGGUAUGUCCAACUCUUUAUCUUCUAAAGAGGUGGAUGCCACCUCCAAGGAGAAGCUAAGAGAUGGGGGUUUGCAGAGACAGAAUUCUAGGUAUUCAGAAGGCAGCUCUGACUACACUAUUGUAACAGCAGAUGAUUUGGGAGAGUUCUUUGAAAGCAAGUCCCCUACCUCCAAGCGGUCUACUCCCUGGGAGGGAAAUAUUAGCCUGGAACGAUCCAUUUCAGAAACACAGUUGGAAGAGGCAUGCAAAAUAAAAGAGAGUGCUUCUGAAACUCUCAAGGCAACUUUCCUUCGUAGCCAAAACAGUGCAUUUAGAACAUGGAAAGAAAAAGAAGAAGGAAAAAAAGAGAAAAAAGAGGAGAAGGCGCUGGUGGGGAAAUUGAAAACUUCACCCAAAAGUGACUGGAAGGCUGAUUUAGGAGAAAUCUCAGCCAGCAAGUCGACUAAAAUGUCUCGCCUCUUUGUCCCAAAUAUUCAGCAAACAAACAAAGAAAAGCAGUCCAGCAAACAGGUGACAAAAUAUUCUACUGCAACCAGUGCAGAAGCUCAGACUGCCAUUGCCACUACGAUGAUAAAGCCCAAAGCUCCUGAGAUCAAGAUCAGUUUGGGCAGCGUGCAGCAGAAUAAAGAUCACCCUUUCAAUAUUGCUAAGCUCCUCACUCCUAAGAUAGCUGGAAAUGUCCCAAACUUCUUCAAGGCAGUUGAAGAUACCCGAUGCCAGCAGCAAAAACAAUUUAAAGGUGAGGGUGUGGAUAAAGUGCCCCAAUUCCUGGUUCGUGAUGUAAGAGAAACUAAGCCCAAGGUCCAAGGGCCUAUUCAUCAGGUGAGAGAUGUCAGAAAGCUAAUUAAAAGCAACUAUGGCCACGAGUCUGGUGAUAACAACAGUGACAGAGGCAGCGUCAACUCUGAUCAGGGAACCUCUGAACAGAAAUCCAAGCAGCUGUUGACAGCCGGCAUUCCCAGGCCUCUGUCUCCCAUGGUGAUAACUUGCCAGGCCGUAAGCAACAGCAAGGAGGACAAGAUGUCCAGCAAGACUACAGAGAUGGGGGCCAAAGCAAGCAGUGGUGGCAAGAUGUUGCCUUCCAGCCAAGAAGGGACAAUCCUGGUGCACAGGACCUCAGGUAGGCUGCCCGUGGCCACCAUCGCCCCUAACAAAAGCGACCCUCGUCAGCCUGCUGUGCUGAAGAUAGUCUCCAAAACAUCUAGCAGCAAGGUAGGACAACUGGUGGUGGCGGGGGAAGAGGACCUUUCCCGGGAGGAGAUGCCCAAAUCAUCUGUCGCCGUGAACCACCAAGCUCUGGAGAAGCUGACGGCCGCCGUCCGGAGCAUGGAGGAGCUCUACAGCUUCAACAAGAACGAGUGGAAGCGCAAAAGCGACCCCCUGCCCAUCACCGACAGCCACGUCUUGUCCCUCAUCGCCAGCGAGGAACGGGCCACCGGGCCCACGUCCAGCGCCCGGGAGGAGUCGGCCGCUAGUGCCAAGGCAGAGGACCAGGCCGCCGGCCGGAGCGUGCGGCCCACGCCACCCCCCAGCAGCGGCACCGCCACGAGCAGGGAGCGCCAACCGCGCAGCAGGACCGCCAACCCGGCGAAGGCCGCUGAGAAGGUCUCGGCCAAGGCGGCGGCCUUCGAGGACCUGGCCCAGGCCCAGGAGCGGCCACGCGGGCUGGGCUCCCGCGGGGAGGCGGCCGUGGAGAGGGCCAGGGCCGCAGCAGUGCCCCGCGGCACCCUCGCCUUCAACGCCCAGAAGGCCAAGCCUCCUCCAGAGCCCUCGCCACCGCCACGAGGCCUCAAAGGGCAGGCUAGGCCUCGCGCCACCAAACUAGGCCCUGCGGAGCCGGACCAGGGCCCCAGGUUGGCGGCGGCUCCCGACUGCGGGGACUACUUGGCCAUCCCGCUCAAGGCGUCUUCUCCUGAGGCGCAGAGGGCGGGAGGCGAAGGCGGCAGCUCGGGCCUCCCUUGCGGCCACCUCAGGAGCCAAGGAGGCGCCCACCGGGCCAAGGCGCCGCAGCAGCAGCAGCGUGGGGAGGGAAGCAGAAGCGGCCCCGCCGUCCCUCAGCCGCCUCCCCUUCAGCAGCAGCCCCCGGCGGCGGCGGCGCCUCAGCUGGAAGUGUCCCCCGCCCCGCUCUUCCCUCAGGCCCUGUCCCUGGCCGCCGCCCUGGCAGGCGCCCAGGCCGCCGCGCCUCUGCUCUGCUUCUCGCCUCCCGUGCAGGCCGCGGCCUCCUCCUCCGCCGCCGCCGAGCAGGCCGCUUUCCUGCCCGCCCAGGCCCAGCGCAAAGUGCUGCUGGACCUGAGCACGGGCCAGUGCUACGUGGUGGAGGCGCCCGUGCUGCCGCCGCCGCAGAAGAGGCGCCUCUUCGACCCCGAGACCGGCCAGUACGUGGAGGUGCCCCUGCCGGCCCAGCCGCCGCCGCCGCCGCCCCCCGUGAGCCUCCCCAUGUCCCCGCUGGGCCUGGGCGCGGCGCCGGGGCCUUACGGCGCGCCCGCCGCGGCCUACAUGAUCUACCCGGGCUUCCUGCCCGCCGUCCUACCGGCCGGCGCCUUGCAGGCCUCGCUCGGCCCGCAGCCCGCCGACCUCGGUGCUCCCGGGGCGGAGAGCCCUUAUUACAGGCCCACGGGCCAAGCGGCCCAGCAGCCGCAGCCGGCGGGAGGCGGGGAAGGGAAGGCGCCGCCGCUCCUCAGCCUCGCCCCGCAGCCCCUGGGUCCCAGGAUCAUCGCGCCGCCCUCCUUCGACGGCACCACCAUGCGCUUCGUCGUGGAGCACCGGUGA